ACCAAACCGCACCGCAUUCGGAAUAGGAACUUGAAUUCAAACUUUCUAAACUUUCUCUUCCGUAAAUUUUGCGUAUUCCAUUUAGUUGCGAGCGAAUUUUGGUGCAAGUUUUCUCGGUUGUCAGUCAAACGUUAAGAGCUGUUUCAUGAUGGCUAGAAGAGCUCUAAGAGUUACUGUGACUCUGGACUUUGAAACGGUCACUUGUCCGGGAGUAUGGCUGUGCCCUAGAGGUAGAGCUUACCUCCAGGUGCGCAUGCUUGAUAGAGUGUACAGAACCAAAGAAGUUUUACCAGCCUUCCCUCUUCAGUUUUAUGAAAGGUUCCAGUAUCAACAGACUGUUUGUAAGGCUUGGACAGUUGAACAGCUCCGGGAGUAUUUGGCAUCAACGUGUAUUCAUGCUGAGCUGGUACAAGUCACUUCCCAAAGUAACUUAUUGGUCUUAGCUACUUUUCGGACGUCGGUUGCUGAUCUUCUUUACCCGAUUGAAGAUGAGAUUGGCGUAUGCAUUCAAAGACCAGUGAGUCUUCUGAUGGAUGCUACAGACCGCUUUCCGGGUACCAUAAAUCCGAAAAUUGAAGUAGGCACUGCCCUCGUCAUUGACGAGAUGAUAAACUAUCCUCUUCGGGGUGAUUCGUGGAUAUUGGAUCCCAAACAUCUCCAGAUUGGGACAAAUGCAAGCACAAAGCCCCGAACAAAGGGACGGUUUCAUCAAACACCGGUUUGCCACUCAGACCGAUCGGUGGAGCGUUGCGAUAGCUGCAAGCCAUCUACAACCAAUAAAAAGUAUCACAUCCGCAUCAAAAGUCCACUGAAGUCUCCUCGCAGGAGAAGUAAUUCAAUGGAAAAAGAGAACUUGCCGCAAAGGUUCAGCACAAGUACUUUUACAGGACAUGCUGAAGAUCCUGGAAAUCUAGGAAGCCUGAAUUUUUGUCAAGCUCAGGAAUGUGGGUUGUGUGCCAAUUACGAGCGUAAAAUGGAGGCGUUGCACAGGAGGGGCAGUUCCAUCUCCAAAAGCAAGUAUCACUCCAUGCCAACGCAGAAAUACUCUACAGCUCCCAGCCCUCACAAAAGUGGAGUUUAUGAAUCGAAUAACAUUCGCUCUGAUCUUCAUGGAUCCUAUGCAAAAUUAAGGAGCACCUCCUCUGCAAAGCUGACCAAUCCCCCAAAAAAUGGAAGGCAUUACCACUCUAAAAACAUAGAUCCCUCAGAACUGAAAGCAGCUAGAGAAAGGAUUCAGACUAGUAUUAUGAACUUGGCAGAAGCUGUGUCAAAAAACGGUUCCAAACGUCGCGUCCAUUCAAAAACAACGGACUCGCAAAUAUGCAAAGAUUGCAGUGAAAGAUUUUUGAAUAGUGUCUUGCCAGACGAAUUGCUGAGGCAAGGCAGUCCACCUAAAAAUCACACGACCACUAGAGAGAAAACAAGGCGAAGGAAGCCGAAGAAAAAUCCCACUCCACCUGAGCCUUCAAAGUUGAAGUGUUGUACAAACUGCUAUUGUAUCACUUGUAAUAACUGCAAACACAAAGUUAAGCUGGAUGAGUCCCUGUGUUCAAUGUGUAAAGAUAAGGCUGCUGUGUCCAAAAAACUGGAGAAUAUUCCAGGUUAUUAACAGGACACAGAAAGUUCUUUCAAUAGAACGUUUAAAUUUGAAAUUUCAAUCUCUUAAAGCGUAGAAUGUAUUCUGUAAUUAUUUUUCACCAUCCACAGUGAAUCAAUGGAUCACUAGACAAGGUACGAAUUUAAGAAUUCUCACGUAUUUUUCCUCUUCAAAAUUUCACAUUGAACAUAAUUUGUGCAACUAAAGUUACUGAAAUUGAUUUCUAACUAAGAUAUGGAUGUUUUUAUUCAGAACUGGUUAUGAAAAAUGAGAAUUUUUUGCUCAUUAAAAGAACCAUAGUCGACGUGAAUCAAAUCGCGCUCUGCAAUAUUUUUGGGAAGCUCCUUGAUCAAGCCCCUCACUUCCCCACUCUGCGUUUUUCAAAAUGUAAACAAUGUGCAAUAUCUGAACCAAAGCGCUAAGAUGCUGCCAUAUUGUGGAAAUUCACAUCACAGAGACUGUUUUGGUUAUGUUUAUUGUGAGAUUUAAUUUGAGUAGACGGUGGUUUCUUUCAGGAGCAGGAGAUUUGAAUCAAUCAAAAAAAGUUAAUAUCUUUGUUACAAGUCACUUCCAAUAAUUUCCGUCGCUUUAAGUAAAUUAUGUUGCAUGUAAACUUUUGAUGAGAAAUUGAAUUCAUAUCUUGUCCAGUGGUCCAUUUUGUAUCGUCUAAUGUUUUUUUCAAAUUGCCUUGAAGUCAGCACUUAACUGUGCAGAAAAAUUUGCUAUAAUUUUUUUAAAAAAAUCACUUACUUAAACUUACCUUACAACUUUUUAUCGCCAUAAGAGUAUUGAAACUCUCACCCUAAGACUGUAUGAUGAUGUCUUGCCAAAUAUAUUUAUCUCUAAAGUUAUUUUUUUCUGAGUAGCUUCAAGUUAGUCUGAUUUUGACCGUUCUCUCCUGGUGAAUCCCUGUACAUAUUUUCAUAUUUAAUCAUUCUAAAAGAUUUACUUUAACUCAAAAUCAUAUAUUUUGUAGCAACGAAACUGAUUUACCUUGCAGUACAAAGCAAACAUAGUUUUUUACUCAGUUAAUUUUAGGCGUUAUAAAUUUAUGCACAUAUUAAAUUGUUAAGUUGAUUAGUUUCUAAAUAGUUUUAACUGUAUGUUCCAAGCAUCAAAAAGGAGAAUUUAUCAAAAUAUUUAUGUAAAUCCGUUUGAACACAAAAUACUUUACACCGUAGGAAAAUUGGACAGAGAUGAGGAGAAUCAACCUAACCACAACAGACAUUGCCGAAUUUAUUCUUGUGCUUUACUUAUUUACCAAAAAACCAAGCAACAUUCUGACUUGGAAUUGUGUAAGUGUAUUCUUUGUAUUAUGAGAUACAGAUAAAUUUAGAAAAAGUUGCAAUGCAAUCUGUUGUUUAGUUCUCUGUUGAUAAAGUAAUAACCAUGAGGAUAUAAGGCAACAUGGGAAGCCGUUAGGCUGGUCCUGGUCCAAAUAUAGUUCGCUGUAUUAUGAAUGGAAAGUAGAUUGUUUUAAAGUAACUCUUGUCUCGAAAAAUUGGAAGAAUCACAGAGCUCUUGAAUGGCACAUAUUCUGAAGGAGUCAGUUCAUUAAGGGAUGAAUUGGUUUUUAAGAUUUGAAAUUAGAGGGCAAACUUCUAUGCUUAAGCAUCAACAUAAAUGAGGAAUAAGCUGAGAAAGACAUGACUUAAUUUCGAGAAUAUGGAAGAUUUUUGGCAGAUUUUUUUCACUUUCAAAAUGAGUUCCUGUAGGAGAGUGAAAACUCUUAACUUGCUCUAGCUUCUAACUGAGUCUUGAGUGGUUUUUGCAUGCUUCCUGUCCACUUUUUCUUUGCCUGUAUGUCUCUUCAAUCUUUGCAAAUUUUGUACAGGACAAAUUUGCAAAUUUUUUGUACAACAAACUUUGUUCUUCUGAAGUAUGAGCAGUACCAAUUCUAGACUGUGGCACCUUUGUUUUUUAAUUUGAAAAUCAGAUGUAUAUGGACUUUUUCUGUCUAAUUGCGUCCAUCCCAAUUUAUUAGAACGAGAGUAAUACUGAGUGGUAAAUGUUGAAGCUUGCUGAUCGAAUGGACACUAUUCAAUUUUUCUUGGAUGAGAAUCUUAUUUUUUCUCCAGCUUGGCUCCAGCAUUGUCAUUUUUUAUUGGCACCUCAUGAUCAGAGCUCUUUGAACUUUACUCCCUCAAAAUGUCAACUUUAGAUCCUUUAUCAGCCUUCUCAAUGCCAGAAGAAUAUUUUGAAAUUACUUGCUCCAAUGCACUUGUUAUUAUGCACCAAGCAUGACGUUUGCUGUCAAUAUUUUCUGGAAGUUGGUUUUCACUCAUGUUCAAUUUUUUCUUUUUGUCUGUUGAAGCUGCAGCAUGGAACAUUGUUGUCCGAAAGUUGUGAGAGACUGUGCUCUGUGCCACAAAAAUUUCCAUGACAGUCUCAAAACACUCUUACGAACUCUCUCCUUUCAUUGUGAUCACUGCACCUCUCUUGAAGAGUUAGGGAGCUGCUUUAAAUACCAAUCAUCUUUGCAUUGUUAGAUAGGAACCAUGCUAAAACUUCUCAUGAGACGCCAUCGCAUCAAAAUUCUAUGCAGAGCACAUUGAACAAAUGGAAAUUUUUAAAAAAACAACUCGCAAGUGAUAAAUUAGCAUUUAUGGUUUACACUAGAAUGACUGAACAUACUCGGAGCAGUAGCAGUAUUAAAAAAAUUAAACUCAAGACAUACAUUAUUUAUUUCUCCUCUAUAUUUUUUUUAUACUUGAAUGAGUCAACUCAAACUUCCUAUUCACCAAAAGAGAAACCAAGAAACAAACUCCAAAAAACCCCAGAAAUAUUGCAUGUCAACUCAGUAAUGAAAAACAAAUUAUAUUGUAACCAAAGUUAGGUCUUACAAUUUUUUUCCUUUUUUAUUUAUGUCCAUGUGAGUGUGCUUUUGUUUCAUCAAGAAAAGAAUCAGCACCUAGAAAAAAAUAUUUUUUCAGGAACAAUGCUAGCUCAGCAAUUCAUUUGACCAUUUAUUAUUUUGGAGGGAAGCUCGAAUAGACUGAUUCUCUCAAAGAGUAAACCAGUAAAUGUUCAAAAAUGCAAAUGCAAAAAAAAUUACUAAUUUUUAAAUUGAAUUAGGAGAUGUUCUUUGUGUUCUACAUAAAAUGUUGCUGAGAAAACAAACCAUCGUGGAGUUUAUUACAUUUCUGACACUGCCUUGGGAUCCAUUUUAUUUUCAUACUUCGCAUGUCAUGAAGCAUAUUGACAGUGAAACUGCAAAAAUGCAUAUCUUGGUCCUGGUGUUUCAAAAUAUCUGCCUCUAUUUCAUUUUUUAAAAGGAGAUCAAACCAACAUUACUGAAAAUUUUCACAGAAUACUCCUCUGGCGGAGAAAAAAAGUAAAUCACCAAAUUUUUCAAAGAAUGACUUUCAGUAGUUAUCCAUGUGGAAAAUAAAGUAUAUGUGACAGGAGGGCUGCAACACCGCAAACCAAUGUACUGUGUCCCUGCUGUUUUACCAUCGAUAUGUGAGAAAUUGACAUGGACAGUUUAAGAAACAUGUAACCACUUUGACAAGCAUAUUUGGCGUUACUAGUAGUUUCCAGAAAGCAUUUGAAUGCAUUUGCUGCACAGCAUCCAUUCAAUAUUUUAGUCAAUUUUUAAGAUUGGGAAUAUGUAGUUGAAUUUUAGUUGCUGUUAUAUGAACGCACUAUUUGUUAGUAUGUAUUGGUGCAUAACAUUUUUUUGAAGAUUCUAGUUCCUUAACUGAUGAUAAUUGCGAACAAAUUUUUAGGUGACUCAAUAUAAAAGGAGCCCAGUUUUAUUCAUGAUAUGCCACUGAUUUGCCAAUUAAUCUCGACUGAUCAUCAAAAUUUAAGUUUAUCUAAAUCACCUAAAGUACAAAAUUGAACUCUCGGUCAUCUUAUUUUUAAUCAGGAAGGUUAUUCAAUGUCACCCAUAAAUUAAUUUUAGCAUUAUUAUUUAAUAAAAAUAUAUUGUUUACUCACAGCACAGUAAUGGUUGUGGUAUUGUGGAUAAUAUGGUGCACUUGAAAAUCUCAAGUAUUAUGCACCCAAAAGUACAUUAUUGUGCAUCCAGUUAUUCUAGUCUCUGGAAAAGGAACAAGCCUUAAAACAUUAUGAACGCGUAAGGAUUACAAGCUCAAUUCACUUCCUCAUCAAAACUUAGCCGUAUCAUCCUCAAAGUUGCUAUGUUGUAUAAGAAUAUCAUAUUAUGUUAACAGGAUAAUUGUAACUGAAAUUGAUCAUUUAUUCAAUUUGAACGACAUUUUCUUGCAUUUUUGUAAAAUUUUAGUGAACAUGUUGCAUGAAAUAAACAGUCUUCAUGUGAAUGUUUAACUCAUUUAAUGAAGUAAACAUUUUAGUGCUUUA
Bemisia tabaci is the source of this 5923-nucleotide messenger RNA. RefSeq lists its product as uncharacterized. Gene Ontology annotation, biological process: spermatogenesis. Lineage: Eukaryota; Metazoa; Arthropoda; Insecta; Hemiptera; Aleyrodidae. Gene Ontology annotation, molecular function: myosin light chain binding. Gene Ontology annotation, cellular component: sperm head-tail coupling apparatus. The record is from RefSeq and is a predicted model, not a curated record.